AUGACGGCACGUCAAUCGUCACCUACAUCAGAACACUCGCACUCGGACAGCAAUGUUCGCAAGCGAGUGUGUAAGGCGUGCGAUCGAUGUAGACUGAAGAAAUCCAAGUGUGACGGCGCCAAUCCUUGUGGACGGUGUAGGGCAGACAAUGCCAUUUGCGUCUUCGGCGAGAGGAAGAAGGCUCACGAUAAAGUGUACCCCAAGGGAUAUGUUGAGAUGCUGGAGCAACAGCAGGCCUGGCUAGUAUAUGGGCUACAGGAACUAUAUCGACGCUCCAACGAGGGAGAAGGCUGGCCUGGCGAACCGUUGAAAUGCGAAUCAAAUGGUCAUCCGCUUACACACGACCUGCUCACUCGAUUGGGUGCUCUCGACCAUGCCAAAGGCGAACGGUUCGAGGAGAACACCGAAGUCAUGCAACAGGAACUAUGGAAGCAGAACGCCGGCAGCAUGUCACGCCAGGAUUCGUCGGACGGAAGCUCAGAGAGCGCGCAGUCACCAAUACUCACCACCCGCUUCUCGGAUCCUUUCUCGCGACAUCAGCUCCCUCCUACGCCUCCUAACUUCAGCCCCACGUCACGCACCCAGGCGCCGACAAUCAAAUCGGAAUCGCAGCUGCCUUCUCACCAUCCUGCCUAUGUUGCGCCCUUAUCCAUGCAGGGCGUGGUUAAUCCCAUUGCCCUGCAGGGCCCCCCACAAUGGACCAACAACAGCUUCAAUGCCUUUGACGACAUCGACAUGAUGGGCACUUCCGAUUUCACCAAUCUUCCAUUUGAUGACCAAAUAUCAUCACCGAUGUUCAACCGCCAGAUUCCAAUGAGCUGCAUGACAUCGGCAUCCUAUCUGGAUACGAAGAACGAUUACGAAGAUUUCAACCAAUUUUUGAAUCCGAAUCCAACGGAGAUCACUUCCAUCUGA
Messenger RNA from Aspergillus clavatus NRRL 1, 915 nucleotides. Its product is annotated as Zn(II)2Cys6 transcription factor domain-containing protein. The record is from RefSeq and is a predicted model, not a curated record. Lineage: Eukaryota; Fungi; Ascomycota; Eurotiomycetes; Eurotiales; Aspergillaceae. The transcript is spliced from 3 exons. Gene Ontology annotation, biological process: regulation of DNA-templated transcription. Gene Ontology annotation, molecular function: DNA-binding transcription factor activity, RNA polymerase II-specific; zinc ion binding. The coding region runs from base 1 to 915 and encodes 304 amino acids.